CCGGCCGCUAAAACCCGGGAUCUCUUAGGUACUUGUCGCGCUGAAUCUUCUCCGGAGAAACCCAAUGCAGCAUCACCUCCUCCGGCUCCGCCCCCGCUCCGACCCCUGAAACAUGGCCUCCGCCGUUGCCGUCCCUCGCUUCUUCCUCUCCACCAACCCUUCUCUCCGUCCGCCGGAUCGCCGCUCCUUUCGCAGACCCCCCAGGUCCUUCAAGCUUGUCUGUUGCCUGGCUGCCGAAAGCUCCGAUGGGUCGGCCCCGGCCGGCAACCUCCGGGUGGCGUUCGCGGCGGGCGGCACCGGCGGCCACAUACUUCCGGCCCUGGCGAUCGCGGAGGAGCUCAGGAUCAUGAGACCUGGGACCCGGGUCCUCUUCGUCGGCACCCCCAAGAGCAUGGAGAGCACGGUGGUCGCGGCCGGGGGCUACGACUUCGUCCCCAUCCCCGCCGCUCCGUUGUACCGCCCGGUACUCUCUCCCCGGAACGCCUUCUUUCCUUACCGUUUGGUUAAGUCGCUGAUUCGUAGCUACCGGAGAUUGGAAGAAUUCGAUCCUGAUAUCGUCGUUGGUACCGGCGGAUAUGUGUCGUUUCCUGUUUGCCUAGCGGCGGUCUUGAAAGGGAUUAGGCUCGUGAUUCAAGAGCAGAACGCGCUCCCUGGUUUGGCUAAUUGGAUCCUCGCGCAUCUUGCGGAUGUCGUGUUUGUCGCGUUCAAUUCGACGGUUGAUUCCUUUCCGAAGCAUAAGUGCGUGGUGUGCGGGAACCCGGUGAGGCUGGCCAUGAAGAAGUCUGUUUCGCAGGUGGAGGCGAGGUUACAUUUCUUCCCGAAAGUGGAGAGCGUGGGUGAUUCGGGGGUGAAAGUGGUUUUGGUGCUCGGCGGCUCUCUGGGUGCUUAUACCAUUAACAUCGCCUUGCUGAAUUUGUAUUAUCAGAUGCUGAUGGAGAGCGAGAACUUGUUCAUCAUAUGGCAAACUGGGGUGGAGUCCUUCAAUGAGAUGGAAAGCCUCGUUAGAAAUCAUCCCCACUUGAUGAUGCGGCCGUUCUUGCGCUCCAUGGAUAUGGCAUAUGCAGCUUCCGACCUGAUUGUCUCCAGAGCUGGUGCAAUGACCUGUUCCGAAAUUUUGGCAACUGGAAAACCUUCCAUUCUGAUCCCAUCACCCAAUGUUGCCGAGGGACAUCAGUUCAAAAAUGCUGCUUUAAUGGCAGAUUUAGCAGGAACAAGGAUUAUAAAUGAAGAUGAACUUGAUUCAACCACCCUCAAAGUGGCAAUUGAAGAGAUGUUAGGAGACGAAAAUCAGUUGGCUGUGAUGUCAGAGAGGGCUCUCAAAGCAGCAAAGCCUGAGGCUUCGGCAGAGAUUUCAAAGCGCAUUCUCUCUCUGGUGAACUCAUCCCCAAGAACAUCACAAGGUUGAGCAAAUUUAGCGAAGGAAAACGAGUUGAACAUGCAGUAAAUUGGGCACUGUCAUACUCAUUAAUUGCCUAGUGCUUCACUGGUAACACUCAGUGACUCAACCGCAUUAGCAUGGCUCUACAGCAACGCUGAUAGGGGAGUUUGUUCCAUUGUCUUAGGUUUGUUAACUGUCUUGGCCAAGCUAACAUUCAGCACAGCCAAAUUGCUUGCUGAUUUGAUCAUGGAGAAUGAGAGCAAGUCUCCUUUUUCAGGGUAGGAGGACUGUGGUCCGCAUCCUGUAUCAAUGAAAUUAAUUUGGAUAAACAGGUAUUACUGCCUGAUAAAUGUGGCGAAUGCCGGUAUAAGCUGAAGUAACUUCCCCUCC
Eucalyptus grandis is the source of this 1768-nucleotide messenger RNA. RefSeq names its product UDP-N-acetylglucosamine--N-acetylmuramyl-(pentapeptide) pyrophosphoryl-undecaprenol N-acetylglucosamine transferase. The record is from RefSeq and is a predicted model, not a curated record. The transcript has 5 exons. Gene Ontology annotation, molecular function: undecaprenyldiphospho-muramoylpentapeptide beta-N-acetylglucosaminyltransferase activity. Lineage: Eukaryota; Viridiplantae; Streptophyta; Magnoliopsida; Myrtales; Myrtaceae. Bases 113 to 1405 code for a protein of 430 amino acids. Gene Ontology annotation, biological process: carbohydrate metabolic process.